Ilex paraguariensis (yerba mate) is the source of this 441-nucleotide messenger RNA. Lineage: Eukaryota; Viridiplantae; Streptophyta; Magnoliopsida; Aquifoliales; Aquifoliaceae. The record is from the annotation of a GenBank genome assembly.
AUGUCUUUGUCACCCCGGCUCCUCUGCUCACCCGCUACCGCCACCCACCGCCGCAAUACCCUUUCCACCCUCCGAGCUCUCUCCACGACUUCAACCACGAAUCAACAACCCAGCCACCACAACCACCACCAAAGCAACCACCAAUUCCUCCCGCCGGAAAACUACCUCAACACCUGGAAACCUCCAAAAGACCCCAAAGAAGCCCAAUCGAGACUCGACCAAUUGCGUCGCGAGUAUGCCAAGAAAGUGAAAGAAGUCCGCAAGGAAUACAUUGAAGAAAUGGAGUUGAUGAGGUUGGAAAAGCAGAGGAAAGAUGAGGCCAAGAGGGAGGCUUUGAGGGUUGCGAACGAGGAGAGGAAGAGAGCCAAGGCGGAGGAGAAGGCGGUUAAGGCCAAGGAGAGACAGGUGGCCGAAGAAGAGUUUCGACUAAUGUUGAAUUAG